AUGGUCAUCUGGAUGAUAUGGAAGAAUAGGAACGAUGGGCCUUGGAGUGGGAAUCGAUUGUUACCUCAGGACUUGUUGAUUACAGCGGAAAGUUGGUUACAGGAGUACCAUAAAUGGCACAAGUUGGGAGCGAAAAAAUCCAUGAAGGUUCAGCAGAAGUGGCGGAGACCUGGGGUUAAUUGGGUCAAGUGUAAUUUUGAUGGGGUGUGGAUACAACAAGGUUCAAGGGGAGGUUUUGGAGCUGUACAGCGUGACCAUAUGGGUGAGUUUGUUGCUGCAGCAACGGGACCGUUGGGGUGGACAUGUCCUUCUUUUCAUGCAAAACUUUGUGCUGCACAACAAGCAUUGCUGCUGGCACAGGCAUAUUGCCCAGCUGGUAAAAGGAUAAGUUUUAAAGGUGAUUCCAGUCUUUGA
Pyrus x bretschneideri (Chinese white pear) is the source of this 414-nucleotide messenger RNA. RefSeq lists its product as uncharacterized. Gene Ontology annotation, molecular function: nucleic acid binding; RNA-DNA hybrid ribonuclease activity. Lineage: Eukaryota; Viridiplantae; Streptophyta; Magnoliopsida; Rosales; Rosaceae. The coding region runs from base 1 to 414 and encodes 137 amino acids. The transcript has a single exon. The record is from RefSeq and is a predicted model, not a curated record.